AUGGCAGACAUCAAUAUUUCAGCCUCAAAGUGGAGACUCAUUGAAGUCGGUCGUGUCGUGCUUUUCACUAACGGCCCCAACAAUGGACGGCUGGCAGUCAUAGUCCAGAUCAUAGACCACAAGCGAGUUCUCGUCGACGGCCCGUCACACAAAUUCGGGGAAGUCGUUCGCCAGUCUGCGCCCCUCAACCACAUUUUGAUCACCCAUAUCGUCAUCUCAAAGAUGCCGAGAGCAGCUGGACGUGGUCCUGUGGCGAAGAAGUGGGAAGAAGCUAAAGUUGAUGAGCAAUGGGAACAAAGUGCGUGGGCAAAAAGGAGAGACCAGCAGGACAAGAGAAAAGCUCUAUCGGAUUUCGAGCGAUUCAAGGUCAUGAGGUUAAAGAAACAGACACGAUUCGAGGUUCGAAAAGCGCACGCGAAGGUUCGAGAGGCUGCGAAAGCAUGA
This is a messenger RNA of Bacidia gigantensis, 444 nucleotides long. RefSeq lists its product as uncharacterized. The coding region runs from base 1 to 444 and encodes 147 amino acids. NCBI's taxonomy places the organism in Eukaryota, Fungi, Ascomycota, Lecanoromycetes, Lecanorales, Ramalinaceae. The record is from RefSeq and is a predicted model, not a curated record. Gene Ontology annotation, biological process: translation; ribosomal large subunit biogenesis. Gene Ontology annotation, molecular function: structural constituent of ribosome; RNA binding. Gene Ontology annotation, cellular component: cytosolic large ribosomal subunit; ribosome. The transcript has 3 exons.